Molecule: messenger RNA, 1128 nt
Organism: Aspergillus piperis CBS 112811
Lineage: Eukaryota; Fungi; Ascomycota; Eurotiomycetes; Eurotiales; Aspergillaceae
Product: class I SAM-dependent methyltransferase
Exons: 2
Coding region: 1-1128 (375 amino acids)
Molecular function (GO): methyltransferase activity
Source: RefSeq, a predicted model, not a curated record
AUGUUUGAAAUCGGACGAGUUUUGCACCCACCAAUCACCAUGGCUUCGCCGAAUCGCAAUAACUACAGCUACCAAGGGUUAGGAUCUUAUGAUUCCGGCCGUUCCAGGCAAAACUCGGGGGCCAUGGACAUCCACGUCCUCACAGGUCAAGAACCUCCUCGAGAACCCCCACCCAACGAUGAUCCUUAUGAUGGUCAUGGGGGUCCAGAUCAGACAAGCCGUUAUACCAGGCCUCCAAACAGAUGGCUCUUCUAUGAAGAAAAUGGGAGAACAUAUCAUGGUUAUCGCAGAGGAGUUUACCCGCUGCCAUGUGAUGAAGAGGAGCAGGACCGUCUCGAUAUCUUCCAUAAGCUGUUCACGGUAGCACGGGUGUCCGAGAGCUUAAUUUACGCACCUCACCCUCCAAAUGGUAGAUUCCUAGAUCUGGGAUGCGGCACUGGGAUCUGGGCCAUUGACGUGGCCCAUAAGUAUCCCAAUGCUUUCGUGGCUGGGGUAGAUCUAGCACCUAUACAGCCUCCCAACCACCCUGACAACUGCGAGUUCUAUGCGCCUUUUGACUUUGAGGCGCCAUGGACACUUGGGGAGAAUUCUUGGGAUCUAAUCCACCUGCAGAUGGGUUCCGGCAGUGUUCUGGGCUGGCCGAAUCUCUACAAGCGAAUCUUAAGGCAUCUUCAGCCUGGGGCAUGGUUUGAACAAGUGGAAAUAGAUUUCGAACCCCGCUGCGAUGAUCGCUCCCUGGAUGGACUGGCACUCCGGGAAUGGUACCAGUACCUGAAACAGGCGACACAAGAUACUAUGAGGCCCAUAGCGCACAGCUCCCGGGAUACCAUCAGACACCUUGAGGAGGCAGGCUUUACUCAAAUCGACCAUCAGAUGGUGGGGUUGCCUCUCAACCCUUGGCACCAUGAUGAACAUGAGAAAAAGGUAGCCCGUUGGUAUAACCUUGCAAUCUCUGAAAGUAUCGAGACGCUCAGCCUCGCCCCUUUCAGUCGCAUCUUUCACUGGGACUUGGAGAGAAUCAGACAAAUCACGGCGGAGGUUAAGUCACAGGCCUUCAACAAGGAAAUCCACGCUUACAACAUCUUACACAUAUACCAGGCACGGAAGCCGGGCGGCCCGUCCCUUUGA